AUGAAGUACGUCCCUGUAGGGUUCCUUGUGUUCUGCUGUUGUCUAAUGACAGGAAGUGGAAGCAGCGGCGAGCAGAAGCAGCAUGCGGCACAGGCGGCGGUCGGGGGGCCGACGCGGGCAUUGACCUGGCGCCACAACGGGCAGGUCUUCAGCAUCUUGAGUCCAGGGUCCCGCUACCUGCCUCCCGCCCAGAGCGGAAGCUCCCCCGCUAGAGUGCUGAUGCUUGGCAGAGGUAACGAGACCUCGGCCGCGACCCGAGCCUCCCCGCGAGUUCCCGCGACGAGCGGCGGCGCACAUUUAAGAGCUGCCGCGCGUCGCCGACUGCCGCAAAGCACAGAUUCAAGAUCAGACCUAAGAUCAGACUCUGCAGAGGACAGGAUGCUCGGAGACGACCCGUACAACCCCGACAAGGCCUCCAACUACUACCGAUACUACAAUUACUACAACUCCUACUAUAGACCGAGGGCCUGGACCCGACACUGGCAUGGCUAUGGAACCAGGUACCACCAGAAUGGUCUUCCCGAUCUGGUUCCUGACGCUUACAACAUCCAAGUGAGCUCGUACAUCCAAAGAAUUCCCAUGUACAACCUACGCUGUGCGGCAGAGGAGAACUGCCUUGCCUCUUCGGCGAGGUCCAGCGGAGACUACGACGUGCGGGUUCUUCUGAGGUUCCCUCAGCGUGUGAAGAACCAGGGUACCGCGGACUUCCUGCCCAACAAAGCUUCCUACUCAUGGGAGUGGCACAGCUGUCAUAAUCAUUUCCACAGCAUGGACGAUUUCAGUCUGUACGAGUUGGUGGACGGCGAGACCCAGAAAGCGGUGGCGGAAGGACACAAAGCCAGUUUCUGUCUGGAGGACACUUCCUGCGAGGCCGGAUACUACCGGAGAUACGCCUGCACCUCACACACGCAGGGUUUGAGUCCAGGCUGUUACGACACAUAUAACGCCGACAUCGACUGUCAGUGGAUCGACAUCACUGACGUGGCUCCAGGGAAAUAUGUACUCAAGGUCACCGUCAAUCCCAAGAAGAAAGUUCAGGAAUCGAAUUUUGCCAACAACGUGGUCCGCUGUGACGUCCACUACACUGGAAACGCUGUUCACAUGUCGGCGUGCGAGACCACAGCAUAA
This is a messenger RNA of Syngnathoides biaculeatus (alligator pipefish), 1128 nucleotides long. RefSeq names its product protein-lysine 6-oxidase-like. The record is from RefSeq and is a predicted model, not a curated record. The transcript is spliced from 6 exons. Bases 1 to 1128 code for a protein of 375 amino acids. Gene Ontology annotation, molecular function: copper ion binding; protein-lysine 6-oxidase activity. Gene Ontology annotation, biological process: peptidyl-lysine oxidation. NCBI's taxonomy places the organism in Eukaryota, Metazoa, Chordata, Actinopteri, Syngnathiformes, Syngnathidae.